AUGCCAGAAUCAAGACUGCAAAGACUAGCUAACUUGAAAAUAGGGACCCCGCAGCAACUUAGACGGACCUCCAUCAUAGGUACCAUUGGGCCCAAGACAAAUAGCUGCGAGGCAAUCACUGCACUGAGAAAAGCUGGCUUGAACAUUAUCCGGCUGAAUUUCUCCCAUGGCUCCCGCGAAUUCCACCAAUCCGUGAUCGAAAAUGCUAUGAAAUCAGAACAGCAGUUCCCCGGAAGGCCGCUUGCCAUUGCCCUCGAUACCAAGGGUCCUGAGAUCAGAACAGGCCGCACCUCAAACGACCAGGACUUCCACAUCCCCAUAGACCAUCAAAUGAUCUUCACCACUGACGCAAAGUUCGAAAACAAUUCCAAUGAUAAAAUCAUGUAUAUAGACUACGCCCACCUGACAAAAGUAAUUGUCCCCGGGAAAUUCAUUUACGUUGAUGAUGGAAUUCUCUCUUUCAAGGUCCUUCAGAUCAUUGAUGAAUCUAAUUUAAGGGUUCAGGCGGUAAACUCGGGUUAUAUCUCAUCUCGUAAAGGUGUAAAUUUACCCAACACUGCCGUCGAUUUGCCUCCUCUAUCUUCAAAGGACAUGGACGACUUGCGAUUCGGCGUCCGCAACGGGAUUAAUAUGGUGUUUGCCUCUUUUAUAAGGACUCCCGAAGACGUCUUGACUAUUAGGAAAGCCUUAGGCCUUGAAGGGCAAGAUAUUAAAAUCAUCUCCAAGAUCGAAAAUCAACAGGGCCUAGAUAACUUCGAUGAAAUCCUGCAAGUGACAGAUGGUGUCAUGAUAGCAAGGGGCGAUUUGGGCAUAGAGAUACUGGCACCUGAAGUGUUGGCCAUUCAAAAAAAACUUAUCGCAAAAUGUAAUUUGGCGGGCAAACCUGUCAUUUGCGCAACUCAAAUGCUAGAAUCCAUGACCUACAACCCAAGACCCACAAGGGCUGAAGUCUCGGAUGUGGGAAAUGCUGUGCUGGAUGGCGCUGAUUGUGUUAUGCUGUCUGGAGAGACGGCAAAGGGUGAUUAUCCAGUGAAUGCAGUUAAUACUAUGGCGGCUACGGCUCUGAUUGCUGAAAGCACCAUUGCACAUUUAGCUCUUUAUGACGAUCUUAGAGACGCCACUCCCAAACCUACUUCCACUACUGAAACGGUGGCUGCCGCAGCCACAGCAGCAAUAUUGGAGCAAGAUGGUAAAGCCAUUGUUGUAUUAUCCACUACGGGGAACACGGCAAGACUAUUGUCCAAGUAUAGACCAAGCUGUCCCAUUAUACUGGUAACAAGACAUGCAAGAACGGCAAGAAUUGCACAUUUGUAUAGAGGCGUUUUCCCGUUUGUUUAUGAGCCAAAACGCCUAGACGAUUGGGCCGAGGACGUUCACAGACGCCUAAAGUUUGGCGUUGAAAUGGCGAGGUCUUUUGGAAUGGUUGAAAAUGGUGAUACCGUUGUUUCCAUCCAAGGCUUCAGAGGCGGCGUCGGUCAUUCAAAUACCCUACGUGUUUCUACUGUUGGUGAAGAAUUUUAG
Saccharomyces kudriavzevii IFO 1802 is the source of this 1521-nucleotide messenger RNA. RefSeq names its product pyruvate kinase PYK2 (gene PYK2). NCBI's taxonomy places the organism in Eukaryota, Fungi, Ascomycota, Saccharomycetes, Saccharomycetales, Saccharomycetaceae. Gene Ontology annotation, cellular component: cytoplasm. The coding region runs from base 1 to 1521 and encodes 506 amino acids. Gene Ontology annotation, molecular function: potassium ion binding; pyruvate kinase activity; magnesium ion binding. The record is from RefSeq and is a predicted model, not a curated record. The transcript has a single exon. Gene Ontology annotation, biological process: glycolytic process.